Molecule: messenger RNA, 573 nt
Organism: Gopherus flavomarginatus (Mexican gopher tortoise)
Lineage: Eukaryota; Metazoa; Chordata; Testudines; Testudinidae
Product: histone H1-like
Exons: 1
Coding region: 1-573 (190 amino acids)
Biological process (GO): nucleosome assembly
Cellular component (GO): nucleosome
Molecular function (GO): DNA binding
Source: RefSeq, a predicted model, not a curated record
AUGAGUACAGCGCAAACGGCCCCUGAAGCUCCAGCCGCAGCUGAAGCUCCAGUCAGCCAAAGGAAAAAGAAGAGAAGGAAGAAGAAACCGCCUCGAAGACAGCGGCCAGCUUUUGCCCAGCUCAUCCUGUGGAGUGUGGAUUUCUCCAAGAGCCGCAAGGGCUUCUCCCUGGUGGCCAUCGAGAAGGAGCUGGCGGCGACGGGAGUCGACGUCCAGAGGAACAAAAGCCGCAUCAAAGCGGCGCUCAAGAAGCUGGUCACCAACAACAUCCUGUACAAGGUCCCUGGAGUGACUGAGGCUCCCGGCUCCUACAAGCUCUGCAAAGAACCAGGGGUCGGCAAAACGCAGCUCGUUUUGCAGCUGCCCAAGACCAAGGAGGCCAAGAAGCCUGCAAAGCAGAAGAGGCAGGCAGAUAAAAAGCCGCCUGCCAAUAAAGAGGCUAAAAAGAUCAAGAAGGGGACGAGGACAAAGACCUCCGGGAAGAUGAGGAACGUGGCCGAAGGCAAAGGAGCAGGCAAGACUUUUGCGACCUCCACUGCUCGCAGGGCAAUAGCUCCCCAGCGGAAAUCUUAA